This is a messenger RNA of Sinocyclocheilus grahami, 813 nucleotides long. Its product is annotated as protein-lysine N-methyltransferase EEF2KMT. The record is from RefSeq and is a predicted model, not a curated record. Gene Ontology annotation, cellular component: protein-containing complex. NCBI's taxonomy places the organism in Eukaryota, Metazoa, Chordata, Actinopteri, Cypriniformes, Cyprinidae.
AUGAUCAUCAUCAAGAUGCUCAGCCAGGAGGAGAGCAGUCUCUCUGUGUCCUGCAAUCUUCCAAACUAUGGCUAUGCCAAGCCCCGCCCAAAGGGCGCCGCCAUGGAUGUUGAAACCUCAGUAAAGGACAAAGCUUUUACCCGUUAUAUGGCAUACCCAGUUGCUCCAAAGACAGAUAUUAGGACUACAACAACUUCGGAUAUCAUAGUGGACAUUCUUCAGAAGACAUGUUUACAUCCCAUUUGUCUCAAGAAUCCCCCCUAUUUGAAAUACACAAUACGUUUCCUAACUGAAUUGAUAAAAAGGCACAAGAUGUUUGCGGCUGAACCUCUGGAUGUACUGUAUGAAGCGCUCGGUGAAGUCAUGUGUGCACAGGAGGAGGACAUGUGCUACAAAACCUACUUACUGCCAACAGGAGAUGCUGUUAGUCUAGCAGAGAAUGUGGCCCUCAUCUCUCAAGGCACCACAGGUCUGGUUACCUGGGAGGCUGCCCUAUACCUGUCUGAAUGGGCGUUGGAAAAUACACACAUCUUCAAAAACAAGACGGUUCUAGAGCUGGGUAGCGGAAUUGGACUUAUCGGCAUUGUAGUGUGUCGGUCAUCCAGCCUAACCAAAUACAUCUUCAGUGACUGCCAUCAAACUGUGCUUCAGAGGCUGAAGGACAAUAUCAAAAACUGCUUAACUAACUGUGACAGCAACAGAACGUCAGUGUGCGUGGAGGAGCUGGACUGGGAAAAUGUGUCUGAUGAACAGCUGCAAGAAUAGGCCGGCACCAUCAUUGCCGCAAAAAUGGGACAUUAUGAGACAUUAUGA